UAUUAGAGAAAAGUAGACGCCCGCAGCCAGCAAGAUAACGUUAAAGUUUGGAAAUAAUCCCGAAAGGGGAAAGUUGACGGUUAGGAUCCGUACUUGUGAUUCAUCCAACGGUUCAUAUCACCAAGUUGAAUUUCUUCUCUUUAUCACUCUCUCUUCUCUGUCUGAAGAUGUGUUCCGAUUUUCAACUCCAACUCCAAUGAUAGAUUACUUUUCAAAGGUUUCCACAUAGACCUAGUUAUAUAGACAUAAAUAUAUACAUAUAUACACACACACACACACAGAUAGAUAUAGGUUGUCUGUAACAUAUAUGUUCUUUGAAUUUGGUUUUUGUUGUUGAGGUUUGGCGAUGCCGUCGGUUGACUAUCUACGCCCUGUGGUUUACACGAGAUUCCAUUUGAAUUCGAAUUCCAAUUUUCACGAUUGGCGCGGAUUGGGAUUCUGCCGAGCUCAAUCUAGGGUUUUCCACCGCGACUCGGGAUGUCGCGCUCAGAAUUCGGUGCCGUUCCCUUCGGCUCCCGUGAGAGUUUCGGACGAAUUCGGGCUCUGGAGAGGUCGCCCGAGGAGCAAUGGAGGAUUGAGGAGGAUUAGGGUCUUGGCGAGCGGUCAGGAGAGCGAUUCGGGCGAGAAGAGCGAGGCGAAGGCCGGCGAGGGACAGGGCGUGAACAAAGAGUCGCCGAAUUCGAGCUCGCCGGCUUCGAAUCGGAGGAGUGAGAGGCAGGGGAAAGGGAAUUGGUGGUCGUCGUCCAAAGGAGGAGGUAAGUGGCGGUGGCAGCCGAUAGUUCAGGCCCAGGAAAUCGGGAUUUUGCUUCUGCAAUUGGGAAUCGUCAUCUUCGUCAUGCGUUUGCUCCGGCCGGGGAUUCCUUUGCCCGGUUCGGAGCCGAGAACGCCGACGACUUUUGUCAGCGUUCCGUACAGCGAGUUUUUGAGCAAGAUUAACAGCAACCAGGUUCAGAAAGUCGAGGUUGAUGGGGUACACAUCAUGUUUAAGUUGAAGAACGAGGCAAUUGGUCAGGAAAUUGAAGCGAAUGGUGCGAGUAAGUUGCAGGAAUCGGAGUCUUUGAUAAAAAGUGUGGCUCCGACGAAGCGGGUGGUUUACACGACGACGAGACCGAGUGAUAUAAAAGCCCCGUACGAGAAGAUGCUUGAGAAUGACGUCGAGUUUGGGUCGCCGGAUAAGCGGUCUGGUGGGUUCUUGAAUUCUGCAUUGAUAGCGUUGUUUUAUGUUGCUGUGCUUGCAGGGCUUCUCCACCGCUUUCCUGUAAGCUUUUCUCAGCAUACUGCCGGUCAGAUUAGAAACCGCAAAUCUGGAGGCUCUGGUGGCACAAAAGUCUCUGAACAAGGAGAAACAAUCACCUUUGCAGAUGUUGCCGGUGUUGAUGAGGCUAAGGAGGAGCUUGAAGAAAUAGUGGAAUUUCUUCGAAAUCCAGAUAGGUAUGUACGACUUGGUGCCCGUCCUCCUCGUGGUGUUCUUUUGGUGGGACUUCCUGGGACUGGUAAGACUCUUCUUGCAAAGGCUGUGGCUGGAGAAGCUGACGUACCUUUUAUAAGUUGUUCUGCUAGUGAGUUUGUGGAAUUGUAUGUUGGUAUGGGUGCCUCUCGUGUGAGAGAUCUCUUUGCUCGUGCAAAGAAGGAAGCACCAUCAAUAAUAUUUAUUGACGAGAUAGAUGCUGUUGCAAAAAGUCGCGAUGGUAAGUUUCGCAUUGUCAGCAACGAUGAGCGAGAACAAACCUUGAAUCAGUUGCUCACAGAGAUGGAUGGAUUUGACAGUAAUUCUGCUGUGAUUGUUCUUGGUGCAACUAAUCGCUCAGAUGUCUUGGAUCCUGCACUUCGCCGGCCGGGGAGAUUUGAUCGCGUGGUCAUGGUGGAGACACCUGAUAGGACUGGAAGAGAAGCAAUUUUAAAGGUGCAUGUUUCAAAGAAAGAACUUCCUCUAGGAGAGGAUAUAGACCUCAGCCAUAUUGCUUCGAUGACUACUGGCUUUACUGGGGCGGAUCUUGCAAAUUUGGUGAAUGAGGCUGCUUUGUUGGCUGGAAGACAGAACAAAGUUGUUGUGGAGAAGGCUGAUUUCAUUCAAGCUGUUGAAAGAUCAAUAGCUGGAAUAGAGAAGAAGACUGCCAAAUUGAAGGGAAGUGAGAAGGCUGUAGUUGCAAGACAUGAAGCUGGUCAUGCCCUAGUAGGGACUGCUGUUGCAAAUCUUCUUCCUGGACAACCACGUGUAGAGAAGUUGAGCAUAUUGCCAAGGUCAGGUGGUGCCUUGGGGUUUACUUAUAUUCCACCAACUAAUGAAGACAGAUAUUUACUUUUCAUUGACGAGCUACGUGGCCGCUUGGUUACUCUUCUUGGUGGACGUGCAGCAGAAGAAGUUGUCUAUUCAGGUCGUGUGUCAACAGGUGCACUUGAUGAUAUUAGACGUGCGACUGACAUGGCAUACAAGGCAGUAGCUGAGUAUGGUCUUAAUAAGACCAUUGGCCCUGUUUCUAUAGCCACACUAUCAGGUGGUGGAAUGGAUGACUCUGGGGGAGGUCUUCCUUGGGGGAGGGAUCAGGGACAUCUUGUUGAUCUGGUUCAAGGAGAGGUGAAAGCUCUUUUGCAAUCUGCUUUGGAGGUUGCUCUUUCUGUAGUACGUGCUAAUCCUACUGUUUUGGAGGGGCUUGGCGCUCAAUUAGAAGAGAAAGAGAAAGUGGAAGGUGAGGAGCUGCAAGAGUGGCUAAAGUUGGUGGUUGCACCUACAGAGUUGUCAAUAUUCGUUAGAGGCAAGCAAGAGUCUCUUCUUCCAGUGCAGACAGGACCUGGGAUUACGACCUUCCCUUAAUCUGUUUUUAGGUUAAAAAUGGACUAAUGCAACAAGGCCCGUCAGUGAGCUUGUCUUCUUGAUCGGCAUCCGUCAACUCACCCAUACAGCUUUUGUAUAUCUCACUAUAGUGAAAUUUGGGUUCCAUUUCUUAACACCAACUCUUUCUUUAUCCCACAUUUUCCAAUCCAACAAAUGAGACGACGGGAAGAAGUUAAAAGGUAAGUACUGGCAGCAGCCCUCUCAAGUGUUUGAUACGUGUGGGUUGGUUUUUUGAAUUCUGCUGUAUAGUUGCUAUUACAAAACUCGGGUCCGGCUGUAUACAAUUGUAAUUGUUAUUCAGUUGUAUACUACACUAUAUUAUUUGUGAAAUAUAACAUACUCCACACGUUGGGUUCAAUAGUCCAUAUUAAUGGUCUGCAUACUGUAUCAUUAGAUUUUGUUCUAAAGAUACCCUUUCCAGUGACACUCUA
Messenger RNA from Morus notabilis, 3264 nucleotides. Its product is annotated as ATP-dependent zinc metalloprotease FTSH 7, chloroplastic. Gene Ontology annotation, biological process: proteolysis. Gene Ontology annotation, cellular component: chloroplast thylakoid; membrane. NCBI's taxonomy places the organism in Eukaryota, Viridiplantae, Streptophyta, Magnoliopsida, Rosales, Moraceae. The transcript has 13 exons. Gene Ontology annotation, molecular function: zinc ion binding; ATP hydrolysis activity; ATP-dependent peptidase activity. The coding region runs from base 347 to 2812 and encodes 821 amino acids. The record is from RefSeq and is a predicted model, not a curated record.